GUUUCAUGCAAGCUGCACGAACCCUCCUUCUCAGUGCUGCAGUACUUUCUUUAAAAGUUAGUUUACACACUCCACUGGAUUUAUUCCUUCAUUAAACUUUCAGCCUUCACACAGCGUUCAAGUGUAGUCCGAUAUGACAAUGUCACAUCCAGUGCAUCACCUGGGGUUGCUUCUCCUUUUUGUCCUCAUGGUGCCGACUUCUCAAGACACUUGUCCAGCCUCUUCUAAAAUUCAUGGGACUCCCGGUCGCCCUGGGAUUCCUGGACUUCCUGGGAAAGAUGGCUCGGAUGGAUUCCCAGGGGAAAAAGGAAAUCCAGGUCCUCCUGGAUCGGUUGGGAUGACUGGCAGUAAAGGACAGAAGGGUGAGCAAGGCAUUGAAGGCCCCACCGGAAAAGUCGGACCUGAUGGUGAGAGAGGAGAAAAGGGAGAAAAGGGUGCGGCGGGGGAGAAAGGUCAGAAAGGAGAUGUAGGAGGCCACCUGAGUACGCUGAAGUCUGCCUUUUCCAUGGCAAGAAGUAGCGAUAAGUCGCUGAGGAAAGGGUACACGAUAACUUUUGAAAAGGAGAUCAGCAAUGAACAAGGAAGUUACUUUCCUCGGUCAGGGAGAUUCACAUGUCGUAUCGCAGGCUUGUACUACUUCACAUACCAUGCGACUUCCAAGGGAUUCCUGUGUGUCAACCUUAUGCAUAACAGAGAAAGGGUGGUCACCUUUUGCGACCAGGUUCUCAACACAUUCCAAGUCAGUUCAGGAGGGGUCGUCCUUAAACUGAAUCAAAAUGACAUUGUCUAUCUCCAAGCAACGGAGAAGAGUUCGAUGCGAGGAAUGGAGGAAACUGACAGUGUCUUCAAUGGGUUCCUCAUCUUUCCUGAUUAAUAGGCUAACUGGCUAUUUGAUCAUAGUUGUCUCAUAGAGUCACAGCCGUGGAGUAAUACAGCACAGAAACAGGCCCUUCGGCCCAACUCAUCCAAGCUGACCAUGGUGCCCACCAAACUAGUCCCAUCUGCCUGCGUUUGGCCCAUAUCCCUCCGAACCCUCCUACCCAUGCACUUAUACAAGUGUCUUCUGAACGUUGUUCAUGUAUCUGCCUCAGUCACUUUCUGUGGCAGUUCAUUCCAUACACCCACCACCCUCCACGCGAAGAUGUUGCCCCUCAGAUCCCUUCUAAAUCUCUCACCUCCCAACUUGAACCUAUGCUACCUAGUUUUUGGUUCCCCUUCCUGGGAAAAAGACUGUGUGCAUUCACCCUAUCUUUACCCCUCAUGAUUUUAUGCACCUCAUUAAGUUACCCCUCAGUCUCCUACGUUCCAAGGAAUAAAGUCCUCUCCUGCUCAACCUCUCCCUGUAACUCAAGCUCUCGAGCCCAGACAGCAUCCUCGUAAACCUUCUCUGCGCUCCCUCCAGUUAAAUGAUAACGUUCCUUAACAGGGCAACCAAAACUGUGCACAGUACUCCAAGUGUGGUGUCACCAACGUUUUGUACAACUGCAACAUAACGUCCCAACUCCUGUACUCGGUGCCUGACUGAUGAAGGCCAGCGUGCCAAAUGUCUUCUUCACCACCCUGUCUACCUGUGACGCUGUUUUCAGUGAACUAUGUACUUUUACUCCUAAGUCCCUCUGUUCCACAACACUCCCCAGGGCUCUACCAUUCACUGUAUUAGUCCUACCCUGGCUUGACUUCCCAAAAUGCAACACUUUACACUUAAUCUAAUUUGAAAACCAUUUGCCAGUCCUUGGCCCAUUUACCCAGCAGAUCAAGACUCCCUGUAAUUUUUCAUAACCAUCUACACUACCACCUAUUUCAGUAUCAUCUGCAAAUUUAUUAACCACGCCUUGUAUAUUUACAUCCAAAUCGUUUAUAUAAAUAACAAACAACAAAGGUCCCAGCAUUGACCCCUGUGGCACACCACUAGAUAUAGGCUUCCAGUCUGAGAAACAGCCUUCAACCAUCACCCUCUGCUUCCUACCAAGCAGCCAAUUAUGUUUCCAAUCCAUUAUCUCCCCUUGGAUUUCAUGGGGUCUAACCUUCCAGACCAGCCUGCCAUGAGGGACCUCAUCAAAGGCCUUGCUAAAGUCCAUAUAGACACCAUCCACUACUCUGCCCUCAUCUACCCUCUUGGUUACCUCUUCGAAAAACUCUAACAAAUUUGUCAGGCACGAUUUCCCACCUACAAUCCCUAAUUAGACUUUGUCCAUCCAAAUAUUGGGAGAUCCUGUCCCUCAGAAUCCCCUCCAGUAACGUCCCCACCACCAAUGUCAGACUCACUGGCCUGUAGUUCCCUGCCUUGUCCUUGCUGCCCUUCUUAAACAAUGUUACAACAUUAGCCACCCUCCAGUCUUCUGGAACUUUACCUGUGACUAACAAUGAAGCAAAUAUCUCUGCAAGGACCUCCACAAUUUCUUCUCUAGCUUCCCACAAGGUCCGAGGAUGCACUCAGUCAGGUCCUUGGGAUUUAUCCACCAUAAUGAGCUUUAAGGCUAUGAAUCCCUCCUCCUUGGUAAUUCAGAUGUGGUCCAAGGAAUCAUCACUCAUUUCCCUCAUUUCUUAAGCAUCCAUAAUUUUCACCACAGUAGAAACUGAUGCAAAAUAUUCUUUAAAAAACUUGUCUGUCUCCUGUGGCUCCACACAUAGACAGCAAAGCUGAUCUUCAAAGGGACCUAUUCUCUCUCUAGCCACCCAGUUACUCUUAAUAUACCAAUAAAAUCUCUGUGGAAGAUAAGUUAAAAAUUAUAUUUAAAAAACUAGGAUUUGAAAUAACAGUAGUGAACAGUUAAUGCCUGUGUCUGAAAUUUCUCUGCUUAACAUUAAUGAGGAUGUUUAUUGCCUUUGGCAAAGAGAUUUUGGAGGAAAGCGUUCCUGUUUGAAGUACUACUGUCCCAAUCCUACUGCUUUCCUUCAAGGCCUCAGAAAUGUCAUUGCAACAAUUGUCCUUUCUUCGAUCACUUAACCUAAUGCCAGAUUAUUUUAAAAUUGAUUGAUCGUCUUGUUAUAUUUCUUGUCAUUCAUACCCAAAGUUUGUGUGCAUGUGCCAAAUGAAAUGGUGUCAGGUUAUAAAAGUUGUAGAUCUCCAUUUUUCUUUGAAUCUCCUUGUAAUAAAUCAAUCUGAAAAUUGAGUAAAACUUAUCAUUUGUGGUAUGUAAAUUAGCAGCAUUGACUUAGCCAUCAGUAUCCAAUAUCUGUCAAGGUAACCAAGCAAUUUAUAAAAUUUGUUACAAAGAACCAGAAACUGCAAUGUAAACAAAGGUUGCAGUAUACUUAUUUUUAAAAUUAAAUAAAUCUGAUCAUUUUAUGCAGUGUUGGAUUGUAGAGAAAGUGAAUCAAGUUCACAUAAAACACUAUAUACAACUGAUGGAGUGGUGUUGGGUCUGUAGCAAAUGUAGAAAAUGGCCAAUAAUCCCACUCAGGAAUCACAUUGAAAUCUCAAAUCACCAGACCCUGCCCCUCCAUGUGCUUUUUAAAUGAUGCUAUUGUACCUGCCUCAAUUACUUCCUCUGGCAGCUCACUUCAUAGAUUCACCACCCUCUGAAUGAAAAAGUUGGCCCUCAGGUUCAUUUUAAAUCUUUCCCCUCUCACCCUAAACCUAUGCAUCCUAGUUUUGGACUCCCCUACCCUGGGGAAAACACUGCUAUGAACCACCAUAUCUAUGCCUUUCAAAAUUUUGAAGCACCUCCAUAAGGUUGCCUCUCAUUCUCGUACAUUCCAAGGAAUAAAGACCCAGCCUGGCCAACCUCUCCCUAUAACUCAGGCCCUCGACUCCUGGCAACAUCCCCGUAAAUCUUCUCCGCAGUCUUUCCAGUUUAACCACGUCUUUUCCAAUAACAGGGUGACCAAACCUGACCACAGUGCUCCAAGUGCAGCCUCACCAACGACUUACACAAUUGCAACAUAUUGUUCCAACUCCUGCAUUCAGUGCCCUGACUAAUGAAGGCCAGCAUGCUAAAUGCCUUUUACACCACCCUGUCUACCUGUGAUGCUGCUUUCAUCGAACUAUGGACUUGUUCUCUGAGGUCCCUCUGUUCCAUUACACUCCCUCGGCCCACUUCCCGAACUGAUCAAGAUCCCCCUGUAAUCUACAAUAACCUUCUUCACUAUCAGCAACAGCUCCUAAUUCCGUGUCAUCCACAAACUUACUGAUCAAGCCUUGUGCAUUCGCAUCGAAAUCAUUUAUAUAAAUAACAAAUAACAAGGGUCCCAACACCGACCCCUGUGGCACACCACUAGUUACCGGCCUCCAUUCCAGGAAACUCCCUUCAACCACCACCCUCUGUUUCCUACCUCUGAGCCAGCCACCUAACUAGCUUUCCCUGGAUUCCAUGGGACCUAGCCUUCCAGACCAUCCUGCCAUGCAGGACCUUUCUGAAGGCCUUGCUGAAAUCCAGAUAGACACCAUCCACAGCCCUACCCUCAGCUACCCUUUUGGUUACCUUGUCAAAGAUCUGCAAAAGAUUUGUCAGACUCGACUUUCCACACACAAACCACUCUGACUCCUCCUAAUCAAACUCUGUCUAUCAAAUUGCUGGUAGAUUCUAUCCCUCAGAAUUCCCUCCAGUAACAUCCCCACCACUGACAUAAGGCUGACUGGCCUGUAGUUCCCUGCCUUGUCCUUGCUGCCCUUCUUAAACAAUGGAACAACAUCAGACAUCUUCCAGUCUUCGGGAACUUCACCAGUGACUAACGAUGAAGCAAAUAUGAUGAAGGGCCUCUACAAUUUCUUCUCUCACCUGGCACAAAGUCUGAGGAUGCACUCGGUCAGGCCCUGGGGAUUUAUCAACCUUAAUGUGCUGUAAGGCUGCAAAUACCUCCCCCCGGUAAUAUGAAUGUUCUUCAAAACAUCUCAGCUUGUUUUUCUUAACCAUUGAGCAACCAUGAUUUCCUCCUCAGUAAACACAUAAGAGAAAUAUUCAUUAAAAAUCCCGCCCAUCUCCUGCAGCUUGAAACAGGCCCUGCUGAUCUCUCAGGGGACCUACUAUCUCUCUAGAUACCCUUUUACUCUUUAUAUAGCUGUAGAAUCUCUUGGGAUUUUCAUUAACCUUACCUGCCAGAUCCAUCUCAUGCCCUCUCUUAGCCCUCCUGAUUUCCCUCUUAAGAGUAUUCAUAAUAGAACAUAGAACAUAGAAAAACAACCAGCACAAUUCAGGCCCUUCGGCCCACAAAGCUGUGCCGAACGUGUCCCUACCCUAGAAAUUACUAGGCUUACCCAUAGCCCUCUAUUUUAUUCAGCUCCAUGUACCUAUCUAACGGUCUCUUGAAAGACCCUAUCGUAUCAGCCUCCACCACUGUUUCCGGCAGCCCAUUCCACACACUCACCACUCUCUGGGUAAAAAACUUACCCCUGACAUCUCCUCUAUCCCUACUCCCCAGCACCUUAAACCUAUGUCCUCUUGUGGCCACCAUUUCAGCCCUGGGGAAAAGCCUCUAUCUACCCGAUCAAUACCUCUCAUCAUCUUAUACACCUCUAUCAGGUCCCCCCUCAUCCUCCAUCUCUCCAAGGACAAAAGGCCGAGUUCCCUCAGCCUGCUUUCAUAAGGCAUUCUCCACAUUCCAGGCAGCAUCCUUGUAAAUCUCUGCACCCUCUCUAUGGCUUCCACAUCCUUCCUGCAGGGAGGUGACCAGAACUGAGCACAGUACUCCAAGUGGGGUCUGACCAGGGACCUAUAUAGCUGCAACAAUACCUCUCGGCUCCUAAGUUCAAUUCCCCAGUUGAUGAAGGACAAUACACCAUAUGCUUCUUUUUAUAGUCAUCAAGGGAUUCCCCCGUCCCAGACCUCCUAACCCCAAUGUAUGCUUCCUUCAUUUUCUUGACCAGAGCCUCAAUAUCUCUUGUUGGCCAAGGUUCCCUAAACUUUCCAGGUUUACCCAUCACCCGAACAGGAACAUGCUGCCCCUGGACUCCUGGUAUCACACUCUUAACAGCCUCCUACUUGCCAUUCGUUCCUUUCCCUUCACACAGGCUCUCCCAAUCGACCUCUGCUAGAUCCUACCUCACUCCCCCAAAAUUAGCCCUGCUCCAGUUUGGGACCCUGACCUGUGGACCUUUCCGAUCCUUUUCCAAUACUGUCUUAAAACUAAUAGAAUUAUGGUCACUGGAGCAAAGUGCUCCCUGACUGCCACUCCAGUUACCUGCCCUGCCUCGUUCCCUGACAGAAGGUCCAGUGUUGCACCCUCCCGAGUAGGGGCCUUUAUAUAGGGAAUAUAAAGGGAACCUUUCCUGGACACGUUUCACAAAUCUCACCCCAUCCAGGCCCUUAACACACUCGGUGAAAUAUUCAUUUCAAUAGCAUUAAUUCGGCCAAUCAAUGAUUUCGAAAGGGGAGACCAACUUGAUAAAACUCUUUUCACAUAAUGCAGUCAGGUGAAAAAAUUUUCUUUAAAUAAAUGUUUAUAAUUUUUAGUAAUUGACACCCCCAGAUAGGUAAAAUGAUUUCUUACAAUUUUAAAAUAUAUUUUAAAAUAUAUCUAUUUCAGGCUUUACCUGUUUUUAUUCCUAAGUCUUUCUUUGACUCUCUUGAUUCAAUUAUAUCUUCUUACAUAUGGAACAAGAAACAUCCCAGACUAAAUAAAGUUCACCUUCAGAAGGUUAAAAAGAACAGAGGUUUAGUCUUACCCAACUUUAGGUUUUAUUACUGGGCAGUCAAUAUACGAAAUCUUACGUUUUGGUUACAUUACAUUAAUCAAGAGGCUUGUCCAGUAUGGGUUUCUUCAGAAGCUAACUCUGUUAAAAAAAUUUCUAUUGUUUCUCUGCUUGGCUCUUCACUUUCUUUAUCAUUAAAUAAACUAACAGAUCAUUUAGUAGUUAAACAUGCUUUGAGGAUUUGGUUACAAUUUAGAAAAGAUUUUGGUUUAUUGAGUUUUUCUUUGUCCAGUCCCAUUUUCUCUAAUUAUUUUUUUAAACCUUCUAUGACUGAUGUAGUUUUUAAAGAGUGGGACAAAUUAGGUAUUACUUGUUUUCAGGAUCUGUUUGUUGGAGGAAACCUUUCUCCAUUUGAACAAUUGUCUACCAAGUAUAAUUUACCAAAAACUCAUUUUUUCCGAUAUUUACAAAUUACAGAUUUUCUUUGAUCUCAAUUACAUUCUUUUCCUAUAAAAAUUUAUUAGAUGUAAUCUUUAAUUUGAAACCUUUUCACAAUGGCUCAAUAUCUAAUACUUAUGACAUGUUACUAGGAAUGAGUAAGGUGCCAUUAGAUAAAAUUUAAAACGCUUGGGAACAAGAUUUGCAGAUGUCAGUUUCUGAGGAAACUUGGAAUAAAAUUUUUAAAUUGGUUAAUACUUCGUCAUUAUGCACCUGUCAUUCUCUCCUCCAAUUUAAAGUGGCCCAUAGACCUCACUUGUCUAAAGAUAAACUAUCCCGUUUUUAUUCUGAUAUAUCUCCUUACUGUGACAAAUGCAAUAAUGGAGGGGCUUCUUUAAUUUACAUGUUCUAGACGUGUCAGAGUCUUUAAAAAUAUUGGACAGAGGUCUUUCAAACUUUUUCUGUACUUUUCAAAAUAAAUUUUAAACUUAAUCCUUUGACUGCACUAUUUGGGAUCACUGGAGAAAAAGAUAUAACUUUGAAGGCUUCUGAUUUACAUAUUCUGGCUCUUGUAGCCAGGAGGGCCGUGUUGCUUAAAUGGAAGGAAGUUACUCUGCCCAAUCAUGCUCAAUGGUUACGGGACAUUAUGUCUUACCUGAAUCUAGAGAAGAUUCAUUGUUCAGUUUUUGAAUCUAACUUAGACUUUCAAACCCUGUGGGGACCUUUUUUGAAUUAUUUUCAAAACCUUUGAUUUGGGGACUAAAAUACAGACGUUGGCUGACAUUGUUACAUUUCAAGGGUUUUUCCUUGUUUUUUUUAUUAAACAGCUUCGGUUUUUGGUAGUGGGAGUAGAUUUUUUUUAUAUAACAAAAUAUUCCAAUUUUUCCUUUAUUAGCUAUUACCUGUGAUUAUUAAUUCAGAGUAUUGUGAUCUUAAGUAUGAUUUAACACAAUGUAUUCAGUAGUAUAUUUACUCUCUUUUUUGAUGCAUGUACUUUGUAUUUUUUUCGUG
Molecule: messenger RNA, 8020 nt
Organism: Pristis pectinata (smalltooth sawfish)
Lineage: Eukaryota; Metazoa; Chordata; Chondrichthyes; Rhinopristiformes; Pristidae
Product: complement C1q subcomponent subunit B-like
Exons: 3
Coding region: 134-874 (246 amino acids)
Molecular function (GO): protein binding
Source: RefSeq, a predicted model, not a curated record